AUGAUCCCCUGGUGUUACUGCCUCUUCUCCCUCCUGAUCAGGAGUCUCUCUGGGACCUCUUCCAACUCCCCAGGUGAAUCAAGGAUCCACUGGGCCCCAGUCCCACGGGUCCCAGGAGAGGUAGUGGAGACUGCCCACGAUGUGUGCAAGUUCCCAGGGCAGAGGCUGAGCUGGUGGCAGGCCCAAGAGUCCUGCGAGCUGCGAUUUGGCCACCUGGCACGGACACCUCUGGAUAAGCUUCUCUCUCCCCGGCUUCGGCUUCGAGAUCCGAUCUGGGUGGGCCAAAACCUAGCGUCUCUAAGGAGACCCCCGCUGAGGCGUGAGUACAGGGUUCCGGGCCUGGAGGGAGUGGUGGAGCGAACGGCGCGCCUGGCGGCCGCCCUGCCCGCGCUGGGGGCGCUGACGGCGUGCGCGCAUGUGCAGUGGGACACCGCCUCGCCCGAAGCGGCCGCGCUCUUUCCCUCGCUGCCCAACGCGCUGCAGCUGCGCGCCUUCGCGGAGCCCGUGGGCGCCGUGCGCGCCGCGCUGGUGGUGCGCGGGCACCACGCGCCCUUCCACGCCGCCUUCCGCGCCGACGACCGCUGGCACCAAGUGUGCGCCACGUGGGACCAGCGCGGCGGGCUCUGGGCGCUGUUCGCGGGGCUGGGCGCAGGCCACCCGGUGCCGCCUGGUGGCAUUGUGGUGCUGGGACAGGAUCAGGAUGCCCCCGGCGGCGGCUUCUCGGCGCGUGACGCCUUCAGUGCCAACCUCACCGACUUCCACUUCUGGGACCGGGCCCUGAGCGCCGCGCAGCUGCGCCGGGCUCGAGGCUGUGCGCCUCCCCCCGGCGGCCUGCUCUUCCGCUGGGACCCCGGCGCCCUGGAGGUCACGCCCCCGCUUCUGCCUGUGGUGCAAGUGAAUCUGCUCUGUCCGGUGCCCUCAGAGAAAUGUCCCACAUGGAACCCGGGACCCAGCACCGAGGGCUCCGAGCUCUGCUUGCAGUCCAGGCCCUUCCUCUGCUGCUAUAGGACAGGGACCUAUAAGCAGCUGCAAGACUUCCAGUCAUGGCGGGGCCAGGAUGUUAUCAGCGGUGUCAACACCUUGGCCAAUGCCACUGUGCUCCUUUGAGACCUUCUCUCCGGAGUUCCCGACACCGUGUCCCUGGAUGGGGCUGUCAGUUUCCUGGGCAUCCUGGAAAAAGUCCUAGAAGAGGAGACAGCUCCACUGGGGCCAGCUGCACUGCUGGCUGUCCUGCACUUCCUAAACAGAGUGACAGCACUUGGGGCCGAGGGGCCAGGCCCCUUACCAGGGCCCUGGGAGCAGCUGGGCCAGGGUGUCAUUUCUGUGGUCAGCCUGGUUCUGGAGGAGCCGUUGGUUGGCACAUGGCUGUCCAUCACUGGCAAUGCCACUUCCUCCCAGAUGGCUGGUGGACCUAUGGCCCUGGUGGCCAGUGUGCAGCGCCUGGCACCCCUGUUGAGCACCAUGCUGACCUCUGAGAAACCCCGGGUGCACAUCCAAAGCCACCAUGCUGGUCUGGAGGUGCAGAGUGUGCACCUGUUGGAGGCCAGCACAAGAGGCCACACAUUCACAAAGCCCAGUGGGCAUCCAGAGGGGCCGGGCCACCUCCAUAUCCCUGCAGGGGAAGUGAGGCAGCUGCUCAGUAAAGGCCUCUCUGGAGUUACAGUGAUCCCCAGCUGGUUCACCUCAAGCGUCUUUCGGCAUACCUUGGGAUUGCACAGACUGGCGCCCCAGAUCCCCGACCCCUCACAGGAGACCAGCAAGGUCCACAGGAUACUAAGCACCCAGGUGGGCUCGGCCAUCCUGGCCUCUGAGGUGUGGGAUGCUGCUGGAGAGGUCAGCACGGCCGUGACCUUUCACCUGCAGCACCAAACUCAGGCCUUCUGUGCUUUCUGGAACUUCAGUAUCAGCCCAGACACCGGGGGCUCAUGGGCCACCUCUGGCUGCUCCAGGCUCGCCUUGCACGAAGACUCCACAGAACGCUUGUGCAACCACAGCACCAACUUCGCUGUCCUGCUGCAAGUGUAUGAGGUCCAGAGAGGCCCAGAGGAAGAAUCUCUGCUGACAACUCUCUCCUUUGUGGGCUGUGGCGUGUCCUUCUGCGCCCUCACUACCACCUUCUUGCUCUUCCUGGCAGCUGGGGUCCCUAAGUCUGAGCACACCACAGCCCACAAGAACCUCACUGCCGAGUGCUUCCUCAUGGCCAGAGAGUGGGCAAAGGCCAACAAGGCAGCGUGUGUGGCCGUCACAGCUGCAAUGCACCUCCUCUUUUUGGUGGCGUUCUCCUGGAUGCUGGUGGAGGGCCUGCUGCUGUGGAACAAGGUGGUAUCUGUGAGCAUGCGCCCUGGACCCAGGAUGAGGUGCUACUAUGCCAUGGGCUGGGGUGUGCCCAUGGUCAUCAUGGCCCUUACCCUGGCCACGCACCCCCAUGACUAUGUAGCUGCCGGGCACUGCUGGCUGAACGUGCACACAGACAACACCUGGGCCUUUGUGGGACCCAUGCUCUUCGUGCUCACGGCCAACACCUGCAUCCUGGGCCGUGUGGUGACGGUCACUGUGUCCAGUGCCUGGCGCUGUUCCCGCAUGCUGAGCCCACAGCCGGGCCUGCAGCAGCAGAUUGGGGGCCAGAUGUGGGCCACAGUGCAACCGGUGCUCAUCCUGCUGCCCUUCCUGGGUCUGAGCUGGGCGGUCGGCCUCCUGGUUCACCUUAGCCCUGCCUGGACCUAUGCUGCCAUGGGCCUCAAUUCCUUCCAGGGCCCAUACAUCUUCCUGGUCUACGCUGCCUUCAGUGGGGAGGUGAGUGAGGUUCCCGAGGCUGCAGGAAACAGAGGGGCCACGGGGAGGGUAUGGAGUGGCCUGCAGAGGAUGUUGGAGAAGGCGGCGGCCGAGGAGCUUCCAGUGGGACAGGGACCCAUGGUCCCAAGACCCCCACAGCCUUCUCCCCCAUUGCAGAAUCCAAAAGACAGGCCAGCCUGGGGGAUGCAGGCCCCGGCUCGGGCAGAUCCAGGGCCCGGCGCCCCGCACCCCGCGGUGCAGCCCCCGGCUCCAGCCCCCACCCGCAGGCGCAGCCGCCUACAAGAACAAGAGCCGCAGCGGCGCCUCUGCGCUCAAGUGACAGCGCCUUUGUCUCUGCUGAAUGAGUGCGUUGCUAGGGCUGCUCGUAGCAACCGAGCCGCUUCUACCUGGGCCCCACCCUCCAGGCCCCCACCCCUGGCCCGGCCCCUGAAGACUUCUACAACCAUUAUAAAGAGCAAUUAUUUGAGAUUCAUUGAGUUGGACAAGAUAGAUCAGGACAAUGGAGGUUUGAAGAUGGCUGUGCUCAUUCUCAGCUGUGUGGACUUGAACACAACAUAG
Messenger RNA from Dipodomys spectabilis (banner-tailed kangaroo rat), 3351 nucleotides. It is a transcript of the gene Adgrd2, whose product is annotated as adhesion G protein-coupled receptor D2. Lineage: Eukaryota; Metazoa; Chordata; Mammalia; Rodentia; Heteromyidae. The record is from RefSeq and is a predicted model, not a curated record. Gene Ontology annotation, cellular component: membrane. Gene Ontology annotation, molecular function: G protein-coupled receptor activity. Gene Ontology annotation, biological process: cell surface receptor signaling pathway; adenylate cyclase-activating G protein-coupled receptor signaling pathway.